Cuscuta europaea is the source of this 1034-nucleotide messenger RNA. The record is from the annotation of a GenBank genome assembly. Lineage: Eukaryota; Viridiplantae; Streptophyta; Magnoliopsida; Solanales; Convolvulaceae.
CUUAGUGGGACUGAGGUAGUACAAGUCAAGUCUCGUUUACAUGUAUAAAUACACACCAUCGUUGGACGGAAGAAAUCAAAUUGGAGGGGAAAAGAUCAUUCCACAAAGAACAAAACAAUUGUAUCAUGUUAUUAGUCUUCGUAAUAAUAGCUAAUUAUUCUAACAUUGGUUUUGGCCUCUCUAGUUCUUCUCACGAUGUUUCUUCUUCCCUCAAAACUGCUCUUCUUCGUGUCAACAGCAAUAUCAGCUUGACUGACAUCAGCUACGCCGCCAACGAUUACGGCAACAUUGUCCACAACCUCCCUCUCGCGGUGUUGCACCCGGCGUCCGUUGAAGAAAUCGCGGACACCCUAAAGCUGGUCUCUCUCCUUGGGCCCGUCACGGGGCUCCAAACCGCAGCCUCAGGUGAGCGGAAAUGUAUCCGCGGGCAGUCGCAGGUCAAAGACGGGGUCGUGAUAAACAUGCGGUCAAACCCGCUGCAUGAAACGCGGGUCAACGCGGGCGGAAGCCCGCCGUACGUGGAUGUGUCCGGCGGGGAGACAUGGAUAAAUUUGCUGAAUGAGACUCUCAAGUAUGGGUUGGCUCCCAGGUCUUGGACGGAUUACAUUCAUCUUACCGUUGGGGGCACUCUCUCUAAUUCUGGAAUUAGCGGGCAAGCGUUCCGGCAUGGCCCCCAGACCAGUAAUGUCCUUCUGCUCGAGGUUGUUACGGGAAAUGGAGAAAUCCUAAAUUGUUCAGCAACAGAGAAUGCUGAUCUCUUCAAUGCUGUGAGGGGAGGGCUUGGGCAAUUUGGUGUAAUCACCAUGGCAAGGAUCGUCCUAGAGCCCGCGCCACAAAAGGUUAAAUUGAUACGAGCGCUGUAUUCGAAUUUCACGGAGUUCUCUAGAGAUCAAGAGUUCUUAAUAACUUCAAAUAAUACAUUUGAUUAUAUCCAAGGAAUGGUGCAAAAGAAUAGCUCAGAUGAACCGCCGGGUUUUCGCCUAGAAGUAGCAAAAUAUUUCAACAACAUUGAUGACCCGAAAACUGUGACAGCG